GUUUUGCCAUAGGACCACGACAAAACAUGCCGAAGUUCGUACCUCGACAGCGGAAGCACAAGGUUGUUGCGCGCCAGAAGGCGACUGCUCAGAACGAUGUGCCUGCUGAGGCCAAUCAUGAGCAGAUAUUGCCGGCGGAACAGAAAGAGCGCGAUGAGAGGCGGCGUACGAUGAAGGACGAGCUUGUGCGCGAGGCGCAAAGCAAAAUGAGCAGCAAGAAGAAAAAGCGUCUGGACAAGUACAUCGAUACUAAGCUCAAGAAGGAGGAGAAUCUUGAGCUUCUCAAGAAGCUGGCUUUACAAUCGCAUAAGGUCGACACCAGUCUCUUCCAGAGCUCCAAGAAACUAGGUAGUGGCAGCGAUACCAAGCGCGAGGCUUUGAAACGGGCACUGGCCGAGCGACGAGCUGGUGUAGACGUAGAGAAGAACGAAGGACUUCUCUUCGAGGAACACACCGUCAGAGAACCUGAGCCCGACGGCUCGGCUUCAGAGAGGGAUAUCGAGACUCAAAUUGCGCAUAGGCUGCCCCGGCAGUCGCUAAAGACCUCCACUGCUACGUCGCACAAACGUAUACGAUCGCCAUCGAGGUCGCCGGAACCCGCACUCACAGCCCUCCAACCCACUACAGCGGCGUCUGUCGGCAGCUUUGGCCUCUUUGGGGGCGGUUUGAAGCGCCCCCUCGAGUUGGAUGAGUCGGGCAAACCUAUCAUACAAGUCAGGAAACGCAGAAAGGCGAAAGGAAAGCCUAUCGUGAUCGAGGAAGAGGUGGCAUGGGAGGGUUUCGAUUCGGAUGAUCAAGCUACUGACGAAGAGGAGGUAGAAGUUGAGGGCGCAAACCCCGUAGGCUCAACUGAUGAAUCAGACAUCGAAGAGGAGGAUGGCACAGACUCUGGGUCAGACGGCUCACCAGACACAGACGAUUCAGAUGGUUCUGAAGAGGAGGAAUCGGAGGAAGACAGCGACAGCGAUAGCGAUAGUAGUCUCGAUAAAGAGGAGAGCAAAAUCGCCAGGAAAGAGAGGACGUCGGCUUUCAAAGCGUGGGCAACAACUCAAAGGAACGAACAGAUUGGCUUCGUGCCGUCAAACCAACUCGAAUACGCACUACCAGCAAAGCCUUCCAAUUUCACACCCAGAGCACCCGAGCAAGACCCUCUUCCCGCAGAGCUUGAAACGAACACCGCAACCGAUGCAACACGGAAAGCGUAUAGCGUCUCAGUCGAGAGAACACCUGAGAUUCAAGAAGCUAGGUUGCAGCUUCCGGUUGUGGCUGAGGAACAGAAGAUCAUGGAGGCAAUACACAACAACGACGUGGUAGUAGUUUGGGGAGCUACCGGUAGUGGUAAGACCACACAAGUACCACAAUUCCUCUUCGAAGCAGGUUAUGGUGCGCCGAAUGGGCCUACACCAGGCAUGAUUGGCGUCACACAACCGCGUCGAGUUGCGGCAGUCAGCAUGUCUAAGCGUGUCAGUGAUGAGCUCGGUAACCAUGGCUCGAAGGUUGCCCAUCAGAUUCGAUUCGACACCACAACGAACGCAAAAACUGCAGUCAAGUUCAUGACUGACGGUGUUCUCUUACGCGAGAUCACCCAAGACUUCAUUUUGUCGAAGUACUCUGCAAUCGUUAUUGAUGAAGCACACGAGCGCAGCGUCAAUACCGACAUUCUCAUUGGCAUGCUUAGUAGGAUCGUUGAUCUACGAGCUGAGAUGGGAAAAGAAGACUCUAAAGUCAAGCCUCUGAAGCUGGUCAUCAUGUCGGCAACUCUCCGGAUCUCUGAUUUCACUGACAACAAACGUCUUUUCAGAAGCGAGCCGCCUCCGCUGCUGAAAGCCGAAGGCCGUCAAUACACUGUCACAAAUCAUUUCGCUCGCCAGACGCAGCGGGAUUACGUUGAAGAGAUGUACCGCAAGGUUGUUCGAGGUCAUCGCAAGUUACCCCCAGGGGCCAUGCUAGUAUUUCUUACUGGCCAGAGUGAGAUCUCUCAGCUUGCAAAACGCCUCAAACAAGCCUUUCCAUCGACACAGGGCCAGGACGUCAAGACGGGCAAAGUCAGGAUUAACCCUGCGGAGACGCCUGUAGAGGCCGAGGACCUUGAAUACGGCCAAAAUGAUGUCGAUGAAGACAAUGAUGGUUCGGAUUCUGAAGACUCGAUAAUCAUGGGUCUUGACGGUGAUGAGGAGGACAAAGAGUUUGAUAUCAACGAAGAAAAGCCAGAGGAUACGGUGAUGAACGUACACGUACUACCACUUUACUCCCAGUUGCCAACCAACCAGCAAAUGCGCGUUUUCGAGCAGCCUCCAGACGGGUCAAGGCUGAUUGUUCUCGCCACCAACGUCGCGGAAACAAGUUUAACAAUACCUGGUGUCCGCUAUGUGUUCGAUUGUGGCAGGGCAAAGGAAAAGAAGUACGAUCUGGUCACUGGCGUACAGAGCUUCGAGGUUGGCUGGAUAAGCAAAGCCAGUGCCAACCAAAGAGCUGGUCGUGCUGGCCGUACUGGUCCCGGUCAUUGCUACCGCUUGUACUCGUCUGCCGUCUUCGAGCGCGAUUUCGAAGAGUAUUCAGCGCCAGAGAUCUUGCGAACGCCGCUGGAGGGAGUGGUGCUGCAGCUCAAGAGUAUGGGAGCACCUGUGGUCAACUUCCCGUUUCCCACACCCCCAGAUCGAGAGAGCCUCCAGCGUGCUGAGAGCCUUCUUUCCUGCCUCGGAGCAUUGUCGCCAGAUGGUAAAGUAACCAAGCUCGGUCACGAACUGUCUCUGUAUCCGCUUAACCCGCGCUUUGCCCGUAUGCUAGCGAUGGGUGUGGCUCAGGGGCUUACAGCUGAAACGAUUGCGCUCGUGGCUGCGCUAUCUGUACCAGAGCCGGUCAUUCCAGAGAACAAGCUGGGUCUACGAGAGCCAACGAGAGACCCUGAUGCCGUACGCACAGAGCAGGAUAAUAUCGAAGCCGAAGAACGCUCCCGCCUGCGUAAAGCUUACAACGCUGCUCUCGCGAAGCUUAGCGUAAACGCAAAGCAAAGCGAUUGCAUCAAAUACAGCAACGCCGUCUGCGCUUACGCGUACGAAAGUGACCCACAGCAUUUCUGUGAGGACAUGUUUCUCAACGCCAAAGCUAUGCACGAAGCCAGCCAGCUCCGCCAGCAGCUGACCAGCAUCGUGCGCACUCAUCGUCCAACAGCCAUUGGCACAUACCAAGCGAAGCUCCCAGCUCCAUCAGAAAAGAGCAUCAAUCUUCUGACUCAGAUAUGCGCUGCCGGAUUCAUCGACCAAGUUGCCAUGCGUGCAGAUCUCGCGCCCGUCCCACCAGAGCUACCCCGCAAGCCAAAGACAGCCAUUGAUGUUCCGUAUGUUACACUCUUUUCCUCGACGGAGACACGCAGUGAUGACCCGAACGAGAAAUACGUGUACCUGCACCCGUCGACCCUACUAGCGCGUACACCGCCAGCAAAGCUGCCGGGCUACAUCAUCUACUCACACCUCCAGCGCGCAUCUGCAUCGUCGGUCUACGGCGCGAAGACACCAAAGACGCGCAUGCACCCUCUCACGCCAGUUACACGGCCUCAGCUCAUCAACAUUGCGCUGGGCACCCCGCUGCUGCAGACUUCGAAGCCAAAGGGUAAGAUUGCGGAGUUGCCGCGUGCGAGCGGUGCGCCAGAGCGCAGGGAGUGCGAGGUUGAGAUGACACUCGUGGGCGAGAAGGGAAGCCAGGGCUGGGGGCUCGGAAUUAGGAAAGUGCUGCAGAAGAAGGAAGGGGCUGGGAAGGGGUGGGUGGUUGAGAAGGUCAUUGCCUAAGCUGCGAAGUGCACUAUCGCACGAGAGCCCGUGUUGUUGUUAUAGCUGCUUUGCAUAUACCCUUCCAACCAUGGUGGAUCUUUUCAACUCUAGCUAUGUAUUAUCCCUUGUUGAUUAAAGGCUAAGAUUGGGAGGUUAAAAUCGUGGAACCCUGUCUUGAGGGACUAUGCAGGUUAAGAGCUAUCCGCUUGAUAGC
Messenger RNA from Boeremia exigua, 3981 nucleotides. RefSeq names its product P-loop containing nucleoside triphosphate hydrolase protein. Gene Ontology annotation, biological process: maturation of SSU-rRNA from tricistronic rRNA transcript (SSU-rRNA, 5.8S rRNA, LSU-rRNA). The transcript has a single exon. Gene Ontology annotation, cellular component: nucleolus; intracellular anatomical structure. NCBI's taxonomy places the organism in Eukaryota, Fungi, Ascomycota, Dothideomycetes, Pleosporales, Didymellaceae. Gene Ontology annotation, molecular function: RNA binding; ATP binding. Bases 27 to 3785 code for a protein of 1252 amino acids. The record is from RefSeq and is a predicted model, not a curated record.